CCCUGCAGAGAGCACACGGGACAGGGUGACGGGCGUGUGUGGACAUCGAGCAGCGCUUGGGAGAUGUUACUGGGUCCAGGGUGAAAAGCACUGGCCCUCCCCCUCCGCGGACUGGGAUAGUAGGCAGUGACAGAAGCCCCCCUUUCCACCCCUGCAAGACCGACAGCAGUCCCAAGGCAAGCAGAUGUCCAUUGAGAGCGCCAUCCAGUCUGCACUCUCUCUGAGCAGGCAACCCUCGCCAUGGCGUAUCCCAUGAGCCUCAGCAAUGCCAGUGGCCAGCAGUGCACACAGGAGAGCCGUGAGGAGAAUCUCUUCUUCUCGUCUUUCUACGGGGUGGUCUUUGUGCUGGCUUUCGUCGGCAAUAUCCUGGCCGUGUGGGUUUUCUCCUGCGACAAGAGCUCCAACACCACCACCAACAUCUACCUAAUGCACCUGGCGGUGGCUGACCUCUCCUACGUCCUUAUCCUGCCCAUGAGGAUGGUCUACCACCUCAGCCAGAACCACUGGCCCUUCGGCGAGGUGCCCUGCCGCAUCACCGGCUUCCUCUUCUAUCUGAACAUGUACGCCAGCAUCAUCUUCCUGACUGGCAUCAGCGCAGACCGCUUCCUGGCCAUUGUCUACCCGGUGAGGUCCAUGCGCGUCAGGAAGCCCCUCUACGCCAACGUGGUCUGCAUCGCCCUGUGGGUGGUCAUCGUGGUGGGCGUGGCGCCGAUGCUGGGCGCACCACAAACCCUUCAGGCGGGCAACGCCACCACCAAGUGCCUCCAGCUGUACCGGGAGAAGACCUCCAGUUUUGCCCUGGUGCCCCUGACGGUGGGCUUCGUGGUGCCCUUUGUGAUCACGGUGACCUGCUACUUACUGAUCAUCCGCAGCCUCCGCAGGGGUAACCGCAUCGAGAAGCACCUCAAAGACAAGGCCAUCAAGAUGAUCAUCCUGGUGCUCACCAUCUUCCUCAUCUGUUUUGUGCCCUACCACAUCAAUCGGUACGUCUACAUCCUGUUUGCCAGCACCGCCCGCUCCAGCUGCCAGGACAGGAGGCUCAUCGCCCUCAGUAAUCGCAUCACUUCCUGUCUGACCAGCCUCAAUAGCUGCCUCGAUCCCGUAGUCUACUUUUUUGUAGGGGAGAAGUUCCAGGAGCGGUUCUGUCACUUUGUCUGUGGCCACAGGAAGCGAGCACAGUCUGUAAGCCAUGAGACCAAAACAAACGAGAGCUCGCUCAGCUGUAAGUCUGAGCUGUGAGCUCAUCGAGAACCAACCAUUUCACUGCAACUCAUUGCUCUAUAUAGGCGCUGGUCCGUGUGAGUGACUGUGUGCGGGUGUGUGUGUGUGUCUGAGUGAGUUAGUGUGUGCGUCUGCCUUAGUAUUUGAGUGAGUGUGAGUGUGAGAGUGUGAUCGUAUAUGUGAGUGUGAAUAUGUGUGUGAGUGGAUGUGAGAGUGUUUGAGUGUGUGUGUGAAUGUGAGUGUGACUCUGUGUAUGUGUGAGUGCAAGUGUGAGUCCGUAAUAUUGUCUGCGCAAGUGUGUGUGUUGUAUGUGAGGCAGUGUGAGUGUGUGAGUGAGUGUGUGACUGGAUGUGAGUGUGAGUGCCCAUCUUUUUGUGUAUCUGCUGAGUUGCCACAAUUGACCUCAGCUACAGUACUCCAGUGAGAUCUCAGCCAGUGCAGGCCAGUGAGAUUUCAGCCAGUUCAAGCCAGUGAGAUCGCAGCCAGUGCAGGCCAGUGAGAUCUCAGCCAGUGCAGGCCAGUGAGAUCUCUGCCAGUUCAAGCCAGUGAGAUCGUAGCCAGUUCAAGCCAGUGAAAUCUCAGCCAGUGCAGGCCAGUGAGAUCUCAGCCAGUUCAAGACAGUGAGAUCUCAGCCAGUGCAGGCCAGCGAGACCUCAGCCAGUGCAGGCCAGCGAGACCUCAGCCAGUGCAGGCCAGCGAGACCUCAGCCAGUGCAGGCCAGUGAGACCUCAGCCAGUUCAAGCCAGUGAGACCUCAGCCAGUUCAAGCCAGUGAGAUCUCAGCCAGUUCAAGCCAGUGAAAUCUCAGCCAGUGCAUGCCAGUGAAAUCUCAGCUACAUUAUAUGCCAGUGAGACCUCAGCCAGUGCAGCUCUGUGUAACCUCAGCCAGUGGGAUCUCAACCACUGCAGCCUAGUGAGACCUCAGCCAGUGUAUGCCGUGUUGAUGACCUUUCCAUUGGAACCCAUCACAGACUGUGUCUCUGUCACCACCCCAACGCCUUCCUCUGACUCACUCACACUGUCUCGCUCUCUCCCAUACACACACAACAUGCACACAUACACAGACAGACAGAAAGACACACACACACACCCUUUCAGCGAAACAGACACACCAUUCAAGGAGCCUUUAGCACCAUUUAACCCUCCAGCAAUGGUCUCCUAAACUCCGGCACAACAGACCCACAUCCCCCAUUCCCUCCUGCAGCAGCGAUAGCAGCAGGCACAGUCACAGUCAUCACAGUGCUCUGACAGGCUGGUCAGCUCAUUGUGCUGGUAUUUAGUGGAGCUGUCGAUUAUCCUGCUCUUCCUCCCCAUAUUGUUUUAUAAUCUUACCUUUCGCACAUAGAGUCAUAGAGAUGUACAGCAUAGAAAUAGACCCUUCACUCCAACCCGUCCAUGCCGACCAGAUAUCCC
This is a messenger RNA of Chiloscyllium plagiosum (whitespotted bambooshark), 2633 nucleotides long. Its product is annotated as uracil nucleotide/cysteinyl leukotriene receptor-like. Gene Ontology annotation, biological process: G protein-coupled receptor signaling pathway. Gene Ontology annotation, molecular function: G protein-coupled receptor activity. The record is from RefSeq and is a predicted model, not a curated record. Lineage: Eukaryota; Metazoa; Chordata; Chondrichthyes; Orectolobiformes; Hemiscylliidae. Gene Ontology annotation, cellular component: plasma membrane.